AUGUUAGCUCAAAAUCUUAUUACGAUCCUUUGUUUCCACUUGUUUGGAAACAUCGCCUUGGCCAGCAACGUGACUGACCUGGGUAAACCACUUUACGGAACACAAGAGGGCAAAGGUCAAGAAAUCACAUUCAGUAGUGGACUGAUCCUCCCCUUUUAUCUUCACGAACUCGGCCACGCGCUCGGAUUCCCACACGAGCAGGACAGAAUGGACCGGGAUGACUACAUUUAUUGGGAUAAAAAUAAGAAAGACUGCAAAGGUGAUGAUUUUGGAGGAAAAGCGGGCAACCUGGACCAAGCCGCGUUGGAAAUUCGGUUCGACUAUGUCAGCCUAAUGGCCGAUUGGACAGAGUGCUAUUGGGCGAAGCCUCCAAUGCCGAAGGAUAUUCCGCUAGGUGGCGGCAGUAGUGAUCCCGAUCAAAACUACAGAGUGGGAACCAGUGGGAGAAUGUGA
Messenger RNA from Folsomia candida, 453 nucleotides. Its product is annotated as zinc metalloproteinase nas-20. The transcript is spliced from 2 exons. Gene Ontology annotation, biological process: proteolysis. The record is from RefSeq and is a predicted model, not a curated record. Lineage: Eukaryota; Metazoa; Arthropoda; Collembola; Entomobryomorpha; Isotomidae. The coding region runs from base 1 to 453 and encodes 150 amino acids. Gene Ontology annotation, molecular function: metalloendopeptidase activity.